Molecule: messenger RNA, 4888 nt
Organism: Melanotaenia boesemani (Boeseman's rainbowfish)
Lineage: Eukaryota; Metazoa; Chordata; Actinopteri; Atheriniformes; Melanotaeniidae
Gene: zbtb22b
Product: zinc finger and BTB domain containing 22b
Exons: 5
Coding region: 191-2470 (759 amino acids)
Biological process (GO): regulation of transcription by RNA polymerase II
Molecular function (GO): protein binding; DNA-binding transcription factor activity, RNA polymerase II-specific; RNA polymerase II cis-regulatory region sequence-specific DNA binding
Source: RefSeq, a predicted model, not a curated record
UGUCUGGAAUCACGUUAAAGGCGACGCGUCGCUGUCUGCCGCUGCGGAGACCCGAUGGAGGAACAUUUCCUAAAAAUGCUCCUCAAACUUCAGGUUGUGGAUAAACCGGCGGGACAAACUGGCUUCAGCUCGCCCACAGACUGGACUUUGUGCGGCUGCAGUGUCAUCUAAAGCGAUCCAGUCGCUGCCCAUGGAGGUGGGAAGCAGCAGCAGCAGUAGCACCUCAGGUGGGUCGGUGGUGCAGGUGAGCUUCCCCAGUGCUCAGACCUCAGUGCUGGACAGCCUGAACAGGCAGAGGGAGGACGGCAGGCUCUGCGACUUGUCCAUCCACGUCCAGGGACAAGUGUUCAAGGCCCACCGCUGCGUCCUGGCUGCAUCCUCCCCCUACUUCCACGAUCAGGUACUACUGAAGAACAUGUCCACGGUGUCCAUCCCGGCGGUGAUGGACCCGCUGGCCUUCGAGAGCGUGCUGAGCUGCGCUUACACCGGUCAGCUCCGGAUGCUGCGCGAGGACAUCGUCAACUACCUGACGGUGGGCAGCGUCCUGCAGAUGUGGCACAUCGUGGACAAAUGCACCGAGCUGCUGAAGGAGGGCCGAGCUGCAGCAGCGGGAGGCAGCAGCGGAGGAGGGGCCAUGCAGGACGGAGCAGGCGGAGGCAGAGGGUCAGCCAACGCCGGGUGUAGCAGCAGCAAUGGUGAGGGUGGCGGUAACGGAGCUGGUAGCACAGGUGGUGUCAGCCAAGUCCAGGUUGUAGAGUCCAACGAGCCCCAGAGAGCCCCCCAGCCCCCCAGCCGUCCGUCAGUGAGUGAGAGCCAGUCCCCCAGCAGCACUAACUACUUCAGCCCAAGAGACGGGAGCAGCUUUGGGGGAGGUGGAGCGGCUGGAGCUGGAGCUUCGGUGGAUGGAGGCAGAGCCAGCAACACCCCCAGCUACUGCACUCCAUCAGGAGGAGAGGAAGCCUUCCUUAUUGAGGAGGAGGAAGAAGAAGUAGAAGAGGAAGAGGAGGAUGUGAUGUACCACCAAAGAAAGAGGGGAGGAGGAAGCAGGAGGAGGAAGAAAAGGAGUUCAGUGUCAGAGCAGGAGGUCGGCGUCAGCGACAGCUUUGGUGUGUCGUCCUAUCAGGACGGUGAGGACUUGGCGAUGCCGCUGCAGAAACGUCCCACCUACAGCCAGCCCAGCAUCAUGCCCCGCAAACAGUGGGUGGUGGUGAAAACUGAACGCACCGAGGACGACGACCUGAUUGUGGUGUCCGGGGAGGAGGGGGGAGAGGAUGAGGACGACGAAGAUGAGAGGGAGAUGGAGCUAGCGCGAGAGAGGGAGAGAGGCAGCUUCAACAUCUCUAAUGUUAGGAGCCUUUCAGCCGAGCUGGGGGGCCGAGCUGAGAGCAACAUGGACUCACAGGUUGACUACUGCCAGUCUUCGGAGGACUACCUCAAGUUUGAAGGCAGCCUAAUGGAACAGACAUUAGCUCAGCACCUUCAUGACAGCAAUGGAGGUCAGAACCAGAACGCUAACCGUGCCGUUUCAGCGCUGCUGGGUCAGGUUCAGUCUGCAGCCUCGGCCCGUGCUCAGCUCUUCCCCCUGGACAUGCAGGGGAACCAAAUCCUCCUCUACAGCCAGGCCUCUGGACUCUCCCUGGACACUGCGGCGCCUCCGCUGGGUAUGGCAGGUGGUGUGAUCGGAGGAGGCUCUUAUAAAGGUCCCAGUCUGGAGCAUGGGGCCGUCCACCUGCAGGGUGGUUUGGGAGUUGACGGGUCUGACAGCGGUGGGAUUGCAGGUGGAGGCGGGUGCAGCGGAAGCAGCAACACCGGGGGGUCGACCAAAGUGUUCAUGUGCCACUGUGGGAAAACUUUCACCCACAAGAGCAUGAGGGACCGACACAUUAACAUGCAUCUGGACCUGCGGCCCUUCCACUGCCCCGUCUGCUCCAAGAAGUUCAAGAUGAAGCAUCACCUGACGGAGCACAUGAAGACGCACACGGGCCUGAAGCCGUACGACUGCCUCGGCUGCGGUAAGAAGUUCAUGUGGCGUGACAGCUUCAUGAGGCACCGCUCGCACUGCGAGAGGCGCAGCGGGAUGGGAGAGAGCGGCGAAGGCGGGGGCAGCAGUGAUGGAGGGAGACGAGGAGGCGGAGGAGGAGGUGAAGAUGGGUCUGAUUUGAUACCCUCCCCUCACCUCCUCCUGUCUGCAGGUGAGGGAGGACAGGGGGGGGUUAUUGGAGGAGGGACGAGAGGAGGAGCGUCUGUUUCAGCCCCUCAUCUCUCUGCUGCCGUUCUGUCACCACAGCAUGGCGGCGGCGUUUCUGCCACCGGAAGCAGCAGCAACAUGUCUACGUCAGGGGCGCUGCUGGUCUCUCAGAGUCCAGGUCGGGAUCAGGGAUCCGGGAUGUUUGGAGGUCUUGGGUUCGGCCGAGGUGUGUGUGAAGAAGAUGUGUGUGAAGUCAGUGCCGAUGAAAGUAGCGUGACUUAAAGAAAAAGGUGUGUGCAGUGACUAACGGUCGCCUCUUUCUGAGCAUUUCUUCUGGUUCCUGCUGUUUUUAAAAUAACAUGAACUUGGAAGAAGUGCCGUCCUCUUCUGAAAGACUUUCCAACAGAGAGCGUCCACUUUGUCCAAGAUGAGGAGCGAGACUCGCGUUGGACGCGCAGCCUGAAGGAGUGUUUACAGAAAAGUGAUUUCAGACUCCAGUCGACUGGUGUGGUGCGACGUUUCUGAAGCAGUGGCCUCAAAAAUGGACCUGUUGUCUCCGAGUAAGCUAUCAUUUAUAAUUACUAACAAUUUUCAUUUGUUUCUGCAGAAGAAUGUGUGUUUAUUGAGAGGAAACCAAAAAAGAAGACGUCACUUCACUGUUAUCGUUCGUGGGAACUUUAGGGAAUAAUUAGAGUAGAAAGAUUUAUUACUGUGAUUUUCUGCGGUGUUGUGUUGUGACCUGUUGCUAUAGUCAGAUAGAAAUAUACAAAUCCACUUAUUAAUAAAAUAAUUUACGUUUUUAAAGGAACAACUAACAGAUUUCAAAGCUGCAGGGUUUAUGAAGGUCCUACUAGGUUAGAAGAAAACUUGGUGAAGCAGAAGUUCUUCAUCUUCACUCAUCUCAGCGUUCCACAACAGAAGUAGCCGUCAGAGCGACAGUUUGAGCCUUUUUGACCUCCAGCUGGUUUUUGUUUGUUUUUCUCUGCAAACAAGUAUCAGCUGAUUAUCUGGUGGUUUGAACUUUAUGCUCCAUGUGAACAUAAAUCUCUGUGAAUCUGAUAAGCUCAUAACUUCCCCUCAGGAGGAGACAAAUUAAGUUCUGCUGGUUUCACUUUCUUCUUCGUUUUCAGAGAAUUUACUUCUUGAGGAGAAAGUUGUUAUAACUGUAAAUAUAUAAAAGUAUAUGUACAGUUGGUUAUUCAUCAGACUUGGAACAAAUCCUGGUGCCAUCUGGUCUGAUUUUAGGUAUUUGUCACUGACCCUUCCCACAAUGCUCCUCUUCCGUUCACUGAAGUCUUAACAGGUCUCAUCUUCGUCGUAAGUCUGUGUGCUUCCUGAAUCGUCCUCUCACUGCAUCUGGACUGAAAAAAGAAGCGUUCACAGAUUUUUAUUUCUCAGUACUUGACUGUGUUUAAUAUGAGAGUCAAACAUUUAAUUUUCCUCUUUGUUUGCAGGUUUUUGUUUUCAUGUAAUAAUUUAAUACAAGUGAGCCAAACAGCUGUCAUUGGUGAGUAAAUUUGGAAAAAAUUAAACCCGAACAGGUAGCAUACUGUUGAUGAGGUGAUCAGAUGUGAUUAUCUGCAUAUUAAUGAAAUAAUACUAACUAUAUAAACUUAAUGUUCUUAACUGGAUCUUAAAGUUCAGUUUAUCAAGAUAUCAAAGAUGUAGCGAGCUAAGAGCAACAAUUUUUUUUCAUAAAUUUGCCUAAUGAGGAAAAAAUCAAAUGAAAGAAACGAUCUAAAUAGAUUUUAGUGCCUUUCUGCAUAAAUUUACAUAGUAAUGAUAUAAAACUGAGUUUUUGGACAGGAUGAACACGUUUCGUUUGUCUUGGACAUGAUGGCAGGAAAAGUUGAUCCAAGUGCCUCAAAUGUUUGUGGUUUCUGUUUGGGGCACUUUAAUCCUGAAGGUGAAGCUGGGGGGAGUGAAGAAAGCACCAAAUUCAACCCAAAAAUCUGUUAAAUAUAGUUUUGUUUUUAUUUUUUUUAACUGGAUACAAGUUAUUCAAGAGUGCAGGACAAGUCAUCAACACAAUGACCACCAUACUUUUAGAAUAUCAGCCUGGUUUGUUGUUUUAUUGGAGACAGAUCACAUGUCAACAGGUAAACAUCAGAUGUGUUUACAUGAGGCUGCUGGGUUGGAGACUCUCAAGUCAGCUGCGUUUUGAUUAGAUUUCUUUAAUAAGUAUUAACAAGAUAACAAGUAUUUUCUUUCCUACAUGUAAAUAAAUAACAGGAAAAAAGAAAAUUUGAUUUGUUAAACAUCAUAAAAAAUUUUAAGGUAGCUUUCAAAAAUACAAUUUCUACAAUGAGUAUAGAAAAUUUUUAAUUUUCCUGAUCCCAUCUCAGUACCAGAUACCAGAAAAAUCUAAAACAGAUUUUCUUUAUUGACAUUUAGAGAUAAUAGUUAGGUAAAUAGGGAACUUUAAGCUUUUAGUUAAAUGGGAAAUAAAACAUUGAUAUAUUCACUGAUUAAAUAACACUAAAGUAAGAAGUCUGUCAGCUCAGCUGUAGCCACACAAAACCGUGCUGACAGUAGAAAGAACAUUUAGGGACCACAUUCUGUGGAUUUACCGUAUCUGUUUUACAGGGAAAUGACCAAUUUUCAGAAAUAAUGCCUGCAAUCAUUGACAAAAAAUUAAUAUAGCUUGGCGGAGGUCUGCUUUAGUGCUUCUAGUUGUUUUUUCUUUUUUUUUGUUUGUUU